Messenger RNA from Leishmania major strain Friedlin, 1218 nucleotides. RefSeq lists its product as hypothetical. Lineage: Eukaryota; Euglenozoa; Kinetoplastea; Trypanosomatida; Trypanosomatidae. The transcript has a single exon. The record is from RefSeq and is a predicted model, not a curated record. Gene Ontology annotation, molecular function: protein binding. The coding region runs from base 1 to 1218 and encodes 405 amino acids.
AUGGACUCUCUGGAGCUCAUGUGCAACUUUGUAGGCAGCAGCGCGGCCGAAAUCGAGAAAGCCGUCGAGGACAAGUCAUUCCUGAAUCUCUGCAACCGGCCGCUGCCUAAUGGGCAAUACCCCAUUCACGUCCUGGCGAGCAGGAACAACGCGGAGAGCGUGGAAUUGCUACUGCAGGUCGGCGUCGAUGCGAACCAAGCGUCCAAAGAGCCCGGGAACCGACUAGGCUUCACAGCAGUUCACUAUGCAGCGAUUGCUAACUGUGUGCGUGCGCUGGAGGUGCUGAAGCGUUACAACGCCGACCUCGAUCGCCCUGCCGCGGACCAGUGGACCCCACUGCAUGCGGCCACGUUUCGCGGGCGGAGCGCGGCGGUCCGGGCACUUGUGAAGCUAGGCGUAAACAUCGACUGCGCUACCAGCGAAGGGCACACCCCGCUCGUGUUCGCCGUUAACCUUGGCCGAAUCGAGGAUGCGCGCUAUCUGCUUCAGAACAAGGCGAUGGUUCAGCUCAACGAUGCACACCACGACAAUCUUCUUCACUACGCCCUGCACUACCGACUUGCACAGGCCGUGAAUGGGGACUACAAGCUCCCCGAUAGCCAGCUUGACAUCGCUGUGCUGCUGGUGCUCAACGGCGUUCGCCCGGAUGAGCAGAACGAUGAGGGGGACACGCCCACGCGAUACGUAGCCGCCACACUGCCAUCGCUUCCCAAAGCGCUAGACCUUCUCUUUGCCAACGCUGACAAGCUCCAUUGUUUGCCGACAGAGCUCAACUAUCGAACUCUAGUCUCUGCUACAACGAGCUUCCUUAUCGACGAAAUUGGCAUGGCAGCCGUGCAGGCGCAGGCACUCGUCGACAUUAUGGCAGCCCUGGAAAAAGAGCGCAAGGCGAGUCGACCAAUGCGGACUGUCGCUGCGGACUGCGUAACAGAUGCUGCUGCUUCUCUCUCCCUGCCUGCAGGCCACCCAGCGGUACCUGCAGAGGUGCUGGAUCGACGUGGUGGAAAGCCCAACAGCAAACAGUGCCCUUUCCUCGCACGAUCCGGGAAGCUGCAAGCGAAUGGGCACGCCGCCGCGAACGAGGGCAAAUGCCCGCGCUGCCCCGUUGCCUUCCUUACGAUGCGCUGUGGCAAGGGGACGCUUCUGCUUGUCGGGGCUGCAUUUUUGCUUGGCUACUUCUGCGGUCAUAAAGCGCGCUGUAUGAGACCAAGAGUGUAG